AUAUACAGUUCUUGGAAAGACCUACCAACGUUUCCACGGUAACCGGAUCACAUUUCAUCCUGAGAUGCACGGCCACCCGAAACGCGUAUCCAACUUGGACAAAGGACAACCGUUUUGUUUCAACUUCCAACGCUUACACAGAGGGUAGAAUGUUUUUACUACAAAGUAACCAUUUAUUAGUGGUCAACGCAGAUAUGACAGAUAGUGGCAUCUAUACAUGUCGGUUAAGUGAUGGGUUUAGUCUGAUCGAAGCACGUGCCUGGGUUGAUGUAACGGAGUCGGACGUUCCCAGUGAAAGCAGUGGCUACGGUGAAUGUGGUAUUGCACGCGCAAGAGGUAGGAAUAGUUGGUGGACGAGCAACAAAAAGAGGAGAAUGGCCGUGGAUGGCGAUGUUGUUUGACACAACUAGAAACAAACACUUCUGUGGCGGCGCCCUUCUUAAUCGAAAAUGGGUUAUAACAGCGGCACACUGCAUCGCUCUCACAUACGUCACUGAAACAACGCUACAGGUGCAUCUUGGGAAAUACAACGCGGACGAGGUUGAAGAAGAACAGAGAGUGUAUGAGGUGGAUGAAAUAAUAUUGCAUCCUGAAUAUGAUCUUGGUUCAUAUGAUGCAGACAUCGCCCUCAUUCGACUGAAGUCAGCGUGUGGCUUACACAGACUACGUCAUACCAGAAGCUUCCCUUCAAGUUCACCAUUUGGUUUAUAUAUACUAGUACUAGUAUCAUAUUCGUUACAGAGUGGAGAUCGUUGGUAUUUAUUAGGACUAGUUAGCUGGGGUGUUGGAUGUGCUCGGCCGGACCUACCAGGGGUCUACACUACUAUACAUAGAUUUCAUGAUUGGGUUACAGCUACAGCAUCAGACGGAGAGGAGAGUUGUAUUAACACUGAAGAGAAUUAUCUCGAAGAAAUAAGAUUAAAAGAACUUGAAAUUGAAGAAUUAGAAAGUGCACUAGCUGAAAUGAGUGGCGAAAUUGGCCAAAUACGACAGGAAUUGUACACGUGUCGAGCUGGACGUAGUGGCGGUGAAAAUCCCAGACCCACUCCUGAACCUGUUGAACAAGAGGAGCGAAUAUCCUGUUCUCAUGGUUACUGUCCUGGUGCCUCUACAACUAAAGCAGUCUGUAUUAACGGAUACUGUCAGUGUCUCUCAGCUAGUUAUCAUACGUACACAUGCUUACCACUGGUGGGUGGAUGUACCAUUAAGAAAAACUCCGAUAUAUCUGCAGCAUCAGCAACAUUAUCUGGUAAUGAAAGAGAAACAUACAGUUGUUUAAAUCUUGAUAAUGAAAAUUAUGAAGUUCAUGCCAUUGGUGUGUAUGAAGCUUUGAUUUCCUAUUACAUCUCUGACACUACAUUGCGCUCAGAAGGUGGUGUCAUACGAAGUACUGAAAAACUGUCAUAUAGUAAUGAAACGCCUUAUGGUUACGGUACUGACACAGGAGGUGGAAAUACUGUCAAUCUAUUGAUGUACAUUAACAACAGAUUUGGACCAGUGACGUCAUUUACUGGCACUUACAAAGCUAAUGAAUGGAGUCUGUCCGUUGGCCAAUUGCCACCAGGUGUUCGGUCCGCGCCAGUGUCAGUUGACAAAAAUCAAUGGACCUUAUAUGCAUUUGAAUAUGACGAUAGAUGGACUGAUUGUCAUGGUGACCAAUAUGUACGAAUGACGUCUUACGAUAUCGGUAGAUAUGUUGGAGUGGUUCUGUGUACUUCCGAUAAAUAUAAAAUCCUUUUAGCUGACGACUUAGAAGAAGAAUUCCUGAAUAUCGGUGAUAUAAGUGGAACUGGUAAAGAUCACUGUGAAUUUGUUGGUGGUAAUGACGACAUUGUUGCUAAUGUAUUCACCGGUAACAUAUUUCAGGCUCCCUUGACGCCUGGUUUCUAUCGUAGUGAACGAGGAGAAACGCCAACGUACGGAUUUAUUGGCGGGGGUGUUGCUACUACUUGGACUGGCAGGCAUUCUGCAAGAGCCUAUGAAUGCGGAGUAUCUAUACCAUGACGAAAUUCCAGUUUUUACAGAUGUGAUGUUUUCUAUAUUGAUCACCCAUCACAAUUUGUAGUUGUCAAGGAAACGUGAACAAAAAGCCCAGGACAGAAUGGCGCUGUAAUAAUUAAUCACUUCCUCAGUUAUUAUUUUAAUAAAAAAAUAUUAUUUUUUCGGCACCAAAUACUUUUCUAUUGCAUAUAGAUAAUCAUGUAUGUUUCACAAUUAUCGUAAUAAAUAUUCCGUUACUUAACCA
Molecule: messenger RNA, 2245 nt
Organism: Saccoglossus kowalevskii
Lineage: Eukaryota; Metazoa; Hemichordata; Enteropneusta; Harrimaniidae
Biological process (GO): proteolysis
Molecular function (GO): serine-type endopeptidase activity
Source: RefSeq, a predicted model, not a curated record